Cotesia congregata is the source of this 8382-nucleotide messenger RNA. Lineage: Eukaryota; Metazoa; Arthropoda; Insecta; Hymenoptera; Braconidae. The record is from the annotation of a GenBank genome assembly.
AAUGAAGAUUCUGAUGAUGAAGAGCAAGUUGAGACUUUGUUUUAUAGAACAUUACUAAAAUGGAACAUGAUAAAUUUAACCGAGGGCUACAAAAAAUUCCGAAUGGAAGUAAAAGGUGUAGUCACGCUCAAGCAGUUGAUAGAGUUCAAGCAGAAGGUGGUAGACUCGCUAAAAUAUCAUUUAAAAGUAAACGACCCUGCUUAUCUUCAAGCAAUAUUAGAGAUGGUUGUGGCAGCAGCUCGAGAUCUCCAAAGAGAAUUUCACGACUUUAUUCCAGACUUUCUAGUUAUCAUAAUAGACUUGCUCAAUACUCAAGACCCUGAUGUCCUGGAGUUCACAUUCAUCAACCUAGCGUACCUGUUCAAAUUCAUGUGGGUUUACUUCGUAAGAAAUAUUGACACGACCUUCGAAAUUUUACUUCCUCUUCUAGCUGAUAAGCGGGUAUACAUCAACAAUUUCGCAGCUGAAAGUUUUGCUUUCGUCGCUAGAAAAAUAACUGACAAGGAUAAAAAUUCUUUUUUGACACUUUUAUUCUCUGCUUUGAAGAAAAAGCCCAGUGGUGUCCACGGUUGCGGUAAAUUAUUAUUCGAAGUUGUCUCAGGAGUUCCCGGAAGAUUUAAUUCUCAUGCUGAAAAAAUGUUUAAUAUUUACUUCCAAGUUCUUGAAGAUGAAAGUAUUGAUUCUGAGCUAGCAUUUGGAGUUUUGUCGAAAAUUUUUGAAUGUGUUAAUCAUUCAAUCAAUCCAACUCACAGUAAAGUUUUCUGGGAUGUUAUUUUUCAGAGGCUGGAUCAGAACUCGAAGAGCGAAAAUGAAAAAGUUUUAGUACCUUUGGGGAAGCUUUUAUUAAUUGUUUUGAAUCAUAGAGGUGGAAGGAUGUUGCUAGACCCAGUGUUACUAACUUCGCUGAUCAUCAAAGGAAUUUCUAUCUUUGAAAAAAAAAGUAAUUUAGUCUUACAUGAAUUUAUAGAGCUGUCUGUGUCAAUAUUAUUAGCAGAAAAUAUUCAAUUAUCACAAGAAACUUCCCCUAAAUUAAUUUCGGAGCUUCUGGCGAUCAGCAAAAAAGAAAUCUUGAUUGAAAUUAUUGAAAAACUCGUCAACCAUUCAUCAUUUAAGACCCGGGUGCUUCCCUUAGCUCUUCAGCAGGAUGUUUUAACGAAAGAAUUUACUAAUAAUGAUUUGAACUUGUUUACUAAAAUUGUUUCGGUAAGAGCUCCACCAAAACUCAACGGAAUUAAUCUUGACAAAUUGAGAGAAAUUAAUUUAAAUCUUCACAAAUAUCCUACUGAUACAUUCACGAUUUUAAUUGAAAAACUUAAAAAUUGGGAAGAAGCAGACGAUAUUUCUGAAGAUUCCUUAAGGAUAAUUACCAUUUUACCUUACGUAAAUAUUUUAAUGAAACAAGAAUUAGUCACUGUUUUAAAGCAAGUUUUAGUUUCAAUGUUUGAAAAGUUAAUUCAAGAUGAAUCAGUAAAUAAAAUCGAGAAGAGAACUUUCGCUUUUCUUUUAACUCUCGAGUCUAUUGUUCAUCUGUUGACUGAAGAAGAAAUUGAUCACUUCCUGGAAGAAUCUACAAUCAAUUUUGAAACUUUAACUGCCAAGUAUUGGGACAAUACAAAUAUUUUGAACGCAGUUGAUUUAUUCUACACUCAUAUUUCAUCUACAAAAUUUAAGGAUAAAUAUAUCAAUGUUCAAACUUUUGAUUCUUUGAAUACUCAUCUAGCAAAAAAGCUUGCUUCGCCUUACCGAAAUGUCCGGCUGAUUGUUUGUCACAUUUACUAUCUCUUCAAGGAUGUCAAAGAGAUUUUUAUUAACAAAAGCAAUGAUUCCAGCAGUGUCUUGGAGAUUAUGUUCAUGGCUGAGAGCAUCGAGGUCUCUGUUCAGAGCUACCGAGACCGUUUGUCUCAUUUGCAAGCACUGUCAUUCAAAUCCAGAAGUUUAAUUGAAUUACAUCCGAGAUAUUAUCAUGGACCAUUGUAUUUCCUGCUUGGAAAUUUCUUUGUAAAUUUUUCACUGCUCUGGGAACCAGUCAGCCAAAUAAUUGCUACGUACGCAACUGGAGAAUUUACGGAUUUUUGGCCAACUUUUCUUGGAGAAUUGCAAAAAAAUUUUGGCACGCUUAGCUCUUGUGCCAGCGGGUUAUUUUCUUGUGAAAUUCUUAAUAAUUUAUCAAAAUCAUUGAUCACAAAUGAUAAACCUGACUAUAAUAAUUACCAAACUUUACUCUGGACGUGUAUGAAUAAAUUUUCUGAGUACUCUGAAGCGCGAAACCGUGAUUUGACGGUUUUGUUUAUAAAUUUUGUUGAAAGUAAUUACUUUACAUCUAAUUCUGACAAAUCUUUUAGCAUUGAGAAAAAAGAUUUAGACAAAACAGGAGAUGAAGUUGUAAAAGAGCUUGAAGAUCUUGAGGAUGAAGAAGAAGAAACUAAAGAAGACUCUGAAAAAACUGAUGACAGAAAAAUAGAAGAUUUGCCGAUAAAAAAAAUGAACUUAGUAAAAAUGGGUGGCAAGACAUCAAACUUAAAAUUGCUUUUAGCUCAACUUAAAUUGUUUUCACAGAUGCACAACCCGAGAUCUUUGUACCGAGAACGAGAAAUGUACGACAUUUACAUGGACUUGUUAAAAUCAAAGAGCAUGGAGUUGCAAAAAGCAGUUUUAGAUUGUGUCUUUACUUACAAACAACGAGAGUUACUACCUUACAAGGAGCACUUGUACGGAUUAACAGAUGAGAAAAAUCUCAGGAACGAAUUAGCGCGUUUCAAAGUCGUUGAUGAUCACGCACCUUCUGAAACUAUAAAGCCAGAGGACCGGACAAUUGUCAUGCCAAUUCUUAUGAGACUCAUUUACGCGAAAAUGGUGACUCGAGGUACGGGACGCGCUGCUGGAGCUGCUGGAGGAUUGGCGAGAAGAAAAAUAAUAGUGAGGUUUUUGAUGGGAGUUAAGGAAGAAGAAAUGAUGUUGUUUGCAGAAAUGGCUUGUAAGCCUUUUGAAAAGUACCAAAUAAACUUCUUUACUGAUGAUCAGUUUAAAGACAUAAGAAGAUUGACGACUGACUUGACCAAGAAUGUAGAUCUGUCCAACAUAAUUAUCCACCCGGAACGUUUAAGAAGCGCUAUUAAUUUGCUGUCAAUAUUAAUUGAAGAGUUCGGAGGGAAAAUGUCGAAGAAUUUGCUUCCCAGACUUCUCGCGAUUCUUCUUUGUGCCUUGGCUCAGAUAAACGGCAUCUUAAAUCGUUCGAAAAAUGUCCUUUCAGGAUUUUUAUCGAUCACAAAAGAGCUGAAGAAUACCUGCAUGGGAAUCCUUGGAAGAUUUUUCGAACACUUUGAAACCUACGAAUGGUCUCAAGCAGAACUAGAUGCUCUGUUUGAUGUCGCGGUGUUUCCUUGGCUUGAAAAAUUACCAACUGAAGGUGUCUACAGUCCCACAGUUCUCUUGAAGCUUUUCAGUGCAUGGUGUCAAAAUCCGCGGUACCACUGUCUUCUUAUAAAGCAUCAAGAAGAUAAUCAGAAAAUGAUUUGCUUGCCUUUUAUCAUGAAGCUGCUUUUGGGAGAAAAGACUCAUCACACUGUUGUGAAUACUAUUCUCGAAAUGAUCAAAAAUUUGUUAACUCUGCAAGAUUAUGAGAAAAUGGAAGUAGAUGAUGCUGACACAUUGCCUAUUGUCCCUUUGAACCCGACGAAUAUCUUAGAAGUCAACGCAGAAACUGCCUUGCCUGGGAAGUUUAUUAACUACGGAUCUGCGAUACUUUUGCCCUACGUUCCAGAUGUUCUAGAGUUUCUGAAACGAAGGUUGCUAAAGUCCAAAAUGAAUGUCAAGAAAAUAGAGGCUGCGAUACUGUCCAGAAUUUCAGAAUUGAGUCUCAAUUCUGAAACAUCCAACACUUUGACUCUUUUGUUGAUACCAAUUGCAGUAAAACGGGCGUCCAGAGGAGAAUCUGAUCAAAUAAUUGAAGAACUUCUUAUUACUAUAACGAAUUUACUGAAGAAUGUGGACAAACCUCAAGAACAUUUGAAGUCUCUUCUGCCUUUAUUGUUCUACAUUUCAUCAGUGUCUUUAAGAAAAAAUCUGUUAGAAAUAUUCAAGACAAUAGUUUCUAAAGAAACAAUGAUGCGCAAUCUGGAGCUUUUGGUAUCUUUGAAUGCUAUGAAUCCACGAUGGGUUGAACAACCGGAUUGUGAAAAAAGGCUUGAAACUUUCCAACAAAUAAACUCAAUUAUAUCCAGCCAAGAUGAUGAAGUUUCAAAGACACUUACUCUAGAAUUUGGAGUUGCUGUUUUGUACAAUUGUUACCAUUUUUUGAAACACGAAACAGAUUUAGCGCUGAGAAGUGAAUCUAGAUGGUGCAUAAACACUUUGGGAGUGAAAUUAAUUAACAUGUACAAGUCGAAUAAUGUUGAUAGGUUAUACUUGAUUGAAGAUACGAUAUUGAGUUUGAUUAAAGAAGGAAUUAAGAGUAAAAAUGACCACAUUAAGCUACAAUCUAUUUCAUUUUUUGGUACUUUGUCCAUGAACUGCUCCGAUGCUCAUCCUGUUUUCCGUGAUCUUCAUUUCCUAACAAAUAAAAUCGAUCCGGAAGUUGAUUUCUUUGAAAAUCUUCAGCAUUCUCAGGUGGGCAGAAGAGGAAGAGCUUUGCUUAAAUUUUGCAGCUUUGCAAAAACUUUAACAAAGCCUCCAAAUAUCAAGACUUUAACGCAGUUUAUUUUCCCACUGGCUUCUUCGUUUCUUUGUGAUGAAACUUACGCUUCCAAAAAUAGUAUCGUUGAUGCUGCUAUUGAAGCUAUUGGCACUAUUUGCAGGCUAUUGCCCUGGCAUCAGUACUCAGUGAUACUAAAAUAUUAUCUGGAUAAAAUUAAUAAAGUUAACGAGUUUCAGCGGCAAGUUAUCAGGAUAAUUAUCGCUAUUUUGGACGCUUUUCAUUUUGAUUUGGCUAAACUGAAAAUCGUUGAUAAAAUUAUCGAUGAUCAGAAGACAAUUGAUCCACCGGAAAAGGAAACUGAAACUGUUGAAGAAGAAAAUAAACCAGAGGAAGAUACAGUGGAAGAAACUAACGAAGAACGAUUAGAUGAAGAACUGGCGAAGGAUGAAGAGAAAGUAUCAGAAGAAACUAAAGAAGAAUCAGCAGAACUUGUUAUGGAAAAAUUGACAGUUCUUUCUCAAUCGGCUGCCAAAAAAUUGGUCUUUGAUAUCACUCACACACUUUUGCCGCAACUAAACCGUUCAAUUUUGUCAAGAACUCAGCACGAAUUGAGCCACAAGGUCAACAGAAAGCGCAGUGGAUAUGAAAAAGAAGAAGAAGAACUGAUGCGGGUGCCAAUAGCUCUUGCUCUUGUUAAAUUAUUGCAAAAACUUCCAGGCCCAAUACUUAACAAAAGUCUUUCUGGUAUUUUCAUGAAGCUCUGCACAUUUUUGAAGUCACGUUUGGAGUCUGUGAGACGUUCUACGCGUGAAAUACUCGAGAAGAUAAUGAUAACGCUUGGACCAGACUUCCUGCAUCACUUAUUGAAAGAAAUGAAUUCUCUUUUGACAAAAGGCUUCCAAAUUCACGUGCUUGCUUAUACGAUCCACGCAGUUUUAAAUUCAUUGAAACCUUAUCUUCAAUCUAACCAUAUCAAUAAUAAUCUCCAAAGUAUACUUCAAGUUUGCAAAGUUGAUUUGUUUGGAUUGACUUCAGAAGAAAAAGAAGUCAAAGCCAUAAUAAAAAAUGUUUCUGAAGCAAAAUCAACUAAGAGUAUCAGUAUUUUCCGUAUUCUUGGUGAAUUUAUCAGCGAAUCUUGCCUCAUAGAUCUCGUACAACCCUUCUAUGAAAUUUUAUGCAGCACUAGAAGUCAUAAAGUUCUGAUGAAGGUUGUAGAAUCUUUAAAUAAUAUUUCAGUUGGAUUAGCGGACAAUGCUUUCAUAGAAGACAUAAAGAUCCUGCAAUUUAUUGGUGGUAUCGUUUCCAAAAGUAUUCCCAGUUUGACUUCAAAAUCUGAAGACAAAAAAUCGGAGAAGAAUAAAUCUGACAAGCCACAACUUAACAAACCAGAUUGUUACAUUAUUCCUGCUGCACCCAAAUCCCGGAUGGGAAUCAAAACAGCUUCUAAAACUUCUGCUGAUGCUAAUGAACACGUGAUAACAGAAUUCGCUAUGAAACUGCUGCACAUUCUUCUAAAACGAGACAAAAUCACCGGAGCAGAGUUCAAAGAUUAUAUGGAUCCAUUAGUGCCAAUCAUUGCUGACAAUUUGAAAUCCCAGCACAUCAAACUAGGUACCUUGUCUCUCCAGUCUAUCAACAAGAUUCUGCUCAUGAAUUUGGAUUCUAUUCCUCAGCACAUUGAAGGUAUCUGCGAAACAGUCUUCAGCAUUCUUGACAAAUACGGUUCUGCUGGAUUGGCAAAAGGAGAUAACUUUGAGCUAGUGACAGCAGCGUUUAAAACAAUGUCCACUUUUGUCAGAGAUAUGAAGACCUUCAAUAUGACUUUUAAUCAAAUAAAAGUUCUGAUUUUGUACAUAGAACAGGAUCUUUAUAACAACGAACGACGUGCUACUGCGUUCAGUUUGAUAAAAGCAAUUAUAGAGAGAAAAAUAAAGGCGUCGGAAAUACACCAAGUCAUUGAAAAAGUUUCUGUACUUAGCGUUACUUCAGACUCUGUUGAUGUUCAAAAACAAUGUAGAGAAGUGUUUUACAAAUUCCUUAUGGAAUAUCCUCUCGGGAAGAAAUUGGAGAAGCACUUGUCAUUCUAUUUGGCUCAACUGAGUUAUGAAUUGACUCCGGGACGGAUGAGUGCUCUGGAAAUGAUCCACGACAUCAUCAACGGAUUCCCAGAAGACAUUCUUAUAAAACAAUCUGCAUUGAUAUUCCUGAUGGUUGGUGCUAGACUCGUCAACGAUGAAGACCCUACUUGUUGUAAAUUCGCUGCUAAGUGUGUCAAGGUUUUAAUUACUCGCGUUAAUCAUAAUCAAUGUCUCAAACUGUUUGAGAUUGUUCUUCAGUGGUUGAAAGACAGCAAUUUAUUACACAGGCGUCUUGCUGUUCAACUUUGUGGAAUUUUUGUCGCUGUUAAAAAAGAAGCUUUUGAGACACAUUUAGAAGAACUCUUGCCGCUGAUUCUUAAACAAUUUUACGCUAGCGACUCUGAGAAUCAGGAAGAAGGCAAGUUUGUGUUGAAGAAAACAAGAAGAAAUAAUCAAGUUACGAUUAAAGAUUUAGAUAGAGUCAAAGAUCACCUUGUCUUUCAAACUCUGCAGUUGACGUUGAAAAUAUCUUCUUACUGUCAAGUUUUUUUGAAGUCUGAUAAGUAUGUUGAUCAAGUACAGUCUCUUGCUGAGUACGCGCAAUCCUUUUUGGCUCACCCGCAUUUGUGGGUCAGGUUGGCUGCCACUCAGCAAAUUGGAUUCGUUUUGGCGGCUAUUGAUGAAGACAAGUUGAUUAAAAUUAUUCAGGAGUCAAAAAGUAAAACUGUUGAUGUAAAAAAACUUAAGAAUGAAGAUGAUAGUGAAGAUGAAGAUGAUGAUGAUGAUGAUGAUGAUGAUGAUGAUAAUGAUAAAAUAGAAGAGAAAGAAUUAAACAAUACAAAUAAUAUAAAAGGAUACAUUUAUUCAAAUCCAAUAAAAACAUUACGGAGUCUUAGUUUAGAUCUGAUCGCACAAUUAUACCCCGAGAUGAACGUAGAAGAAUUAUCUGACCAAGUUGUUAAAAAUUUAGUAUUUAUUGCUCGAGUAAUUAAAUCUAUACCUUGGAGUAAUGACACACCUGACAAAAGUGAAGAUACUGCAAAUAACAUAUCUAUUUUCUGGUUAUUAAAAAGAUUGAAGAGGUCUGUUAAUUUUGAGAUUAGGCAGUAUUCAAAAUCUCCGCAUGUGGUAAGUUAAAAAUUUAUUUUUUCUUUUUUAAUAUUACUAUCUUUUAUGAUGCUAAAAUUAGCAGACAUCUGACAAUUUUUUUAAUUUUUAUAACAAAUAAAUUACAAUGAAGUAAUUUAAUUAUUUCAGAGAACAGCUGUAUUCAAAUGGAUCGCAGGAGUGGUAACAACUAUAGACAUUGAUCCAUUUUUAAAGCCUAUUUUAUUCCAAUUAAUGUCGCCGCUUGUAAGAGAAAUGUUGACAACAGAAGAAUCAAGUGAAGCAUUAAGACAAUUGUCGAAUGAAGUUGGAAAAUUGAUAAAAAGAAGAAUUGGUGAUGAGCUUUAUAAUUCAUUACUUGUAAAGGUUCAACAGAAAAUAGAGAUCAAAAAAUCUGAGCGGAAGAAAAAUCAAAAGCAACUGUUUAUUACGAAUCCAGAGUUGGCUGCAAGACGUAAAAUUGCCAAACAACAGAAAAAGAAAGAAGCGACAAAAAGAAAAAAUGCUCAAAUUCGCGGAAAAAAAGUGUACGCUAAAAAACGUAAAUUACAAGAUGAUGAUUAG